GGGGGGAAGAAGCUCAAUUAACAGAGGGCGGCAGAUGCCAAGCUCAGAAACAGCAGAAGAAGGAGCAGGACGAGCCGCCGCCCCUAUUAGACCCCGGGCUGGUUCGAAAAACUUUUCCCCCACCAAUUCCGAGGUCUGACACCGCCUCCCCCACCCCCCAGUCUCGUCCCGGCCCCGCCCUUUCCCUCCCCUCCCCUCCCUGCCCAGCUUGCUCUUUGCAGUCCCCUCGGUUUUCGCAGGGCAGCAAUGGAUGAAUUUUUGCAGCGAGCCAGAUCCAAACUGACCCGGAGCAAACGUUUGGACAAAGUGCAUGUGGUUCUUGGACAUAAGUCAUGUGACUUGGACUCUCUUAUUUCUGCUUUCACCUAUGCCUAUUUCCUAGAUAAGGUCAGCCCACCUGGUGUCCUCUGUCUGCCGGUGCUGAACAUAAGCCGGACAGAGUUCAGCUACUUCACCGAGACAAGGUUCAUUUUAGAAGAGUUGAAUAUCCCUGAAUCGGUCCACAUCUUCCGGGAUGAGAUCAAUCUGCAUCAGCUAAAUGAUGAAGGGAAGUUAUUUCUAACACUCGUGAGCACCAAUGUGCUGACAAGUGAGGAGAGAACUUUAGAAUCUGCUGUUGUCAAAGUCAUUAAUCCUGUUGAGAAAUGCAGUACCAGCUUGGACUUUCCGGACUUGUCUUCUUCGUUUGUGGUGAAAGAGAUUCUUCAGGAGGCACCAGAGUUAGUCACUGAGCAACUGGCUCAUCUCCUCAGAGGCAGUAUUCUCUUCAAGUGCAUAUCCAUGGAGUCACAGAGGCUUUCUGAGGAGCAGGAGGAAAUUAUUUCCAUGCUGGAAGAGAAAUUUCCUGAUUUACCUCCAAGAGAAGACAUUAUCAGUAUUCUGCAAGAUACCCAGUACAGUGCUCAAGGUUUAGGCAUUGAACAGACAAUGUUGAAGGACUUAAAGGAACUGUCCGAUGGAGAAAUAAAAGUAGGAAUCAGUACUGUGUGCAUGAACCUUGAGGUACAAAGUCAGCGGGGAAUAGAGAGAAGCUAGAACUCAAGUCAUUGUGCUUCACGUUAUUACCGCUAAAGCCCUGCUAGAUUGU
Messenger RNA from Ornithorhynchus anatinus (platypus), 1087 nucleotides. Its product is annotated as protein prune homolog 2-like. The transcript has 7 exons. The record is from RefSeq and is a predicted model, not a curated record. The coding region runs from base 247 to 1035 and encodes 262 amino acids. Gene Ontology annotation, molecular function: exopolyphosphatase activity. Gene Ontology annotation, cellular component: cytoplasm. Lineage: Eukaryota; Metazoa; Chordata; Mammalia; Monotremata; Ornithorhynchidae.